CAAAACAUUGUAAGGUUCAAGGUAGCAAUCGAAGGCAUAAACAGACAGUAAGCUUGUGAGUCAGUGAGGUGUGAUCGUGCGCAGACGCAACGCUUUAUCGGACCGUUUUAAGGAUGUCUCCGGCAGCAUCGUUUGGUGAGCGAUGGGCCCGUGACAACCUGAUAAGGAAAACGUCACCUGAUGAGCUGAGUGUCCUCAAUUUGUUUCCAUUGACUUGUGAUGGAGAUGAAGAGGAAGCAGCUACAAGAGCUCGGAAGUACUACAAUGCAAGAGGACCUGGUGGACUAACAGAGCUAUGGCACAAACGGCAUCCAGAUGAUGAAGAUAUACUAUCAAGCUGUCAAGAUGUAUUUAUAGUACCACUUCGCGCUCGGAGUGCCGGUGGCCGAAGAUUGACGUUUGUGAAACUACCCGCAACCACAGCUUUAUGUAGACCACUUGCUGCACGAGCUUUAUUGGCACGGUGGCUCAUGGUUUUGGAUAUAAGAUUACGUGAGGAUCCAACUCCGGGUGAAGAAGUAGUUGUUAUAGAUGUGUGUGACUUACAGCCCACGCAUAUCAAGAAUCACUUCAAAGGGUCCUACUGGAAGGACUUCAUAGGGUGCAUGAGAACCACGUACCCGAUUCGAUUCUCCGAAGUACACAUAAUCAAUACUGGCCGACUAAAAGUGGUGUCUCUUCUCAUGCUCCACAUCGGACUCUACCCAUGGCGCCGCAAGAUAAUUCACAUGCAUCAGAAUAUUCACAAGCUGAACAACAUUAUGGGAGCUGAUUACUUUCCACCCGAAGGUCUACCAUAUGAAUAUGGAGGAAGAGCAGGUGCAAUGAAGGAUCUCAAUGACGAAUGGACGAAGAAACUUCUACUUAACUCGAAGUGGCUCCAAAAAGAAGAAAGGAAGUUCUACCAAACAGAAUUAAAGUCAGAUAGUCGCAGAAGACAUAGAAACUCUCUGAAGAAUUUGCUGAGUAACAGUUCCUAUGACAUUUCAAGGAGUCAGUCAUGUCGGUCUCUUGACACCAACAUUGACGAAAGUGCCUAUGGCGCUUAUAGGUUACUGAAGUUGGAUAAUACUUUUCACGUAUAAAAUUGAUUUUAUGGUAGGAAAUUUUAAUUUUUAAAACAAAACAAACACUUGCAUUGUAUUAUAGUAUUGACAUUCGAUAUAAUUAAUUGUUUAAAAGCUUAAUGAUGAUAUAUGGUCAGAUAUAUGUUCUAAGUAAAAUGUUUGAUUAAAAAUUUACUUAUGGGCCUACCUAAAAGUGGCCUGUUUGCGAGUAACUUAUGACGUGUAUUUUCAGAGGCUGUGGUUAUUAGUUAGUUACCAUAGCACAAUCCUCGCCCACUUCGGAUUUCUAGUUUUUAUUUAAAUUUUGAAUACUGUUUAGAAUCACAACUUAAGCACUUAAGGCCAAAACAUGAAAUUUUUCUUCCAAAGCGAAUUUGUUAAGAGUUUGUGACAUAAGGGACAGUAUUAUUUGAUCUUCUCAAAUCUAAUUGAUCUAUUGUAAAUCUGUACUUUUUAAAAAUAAAUACUCUUUUUUAUGUUUUA
Leptidea sinapis is the source of this 1550-nucleotide messenger RNA. RefSeq lists its product as uncharacterized. The coding region runs from base 114 to 1085 and encodes 323 amino acids. Gene Ontology annotation, cellular component: membrane. Lineage: Eukaryota; Metazoa; Arthropoda; Insecta; Lepidoptera; Pieridae. The transcript is spliced from 6 exons. Gene Ontology annotation, molecular function: phosphatidylinositol bisphosphate binding. The record is from RefSeq and is a predicted model, not a curated record.